Blastocystis hominis is the source of this 1374-nucleotide messenger RNA. RefSeq lists its product as hypothetical. The record is from RefSeq and is a predicted model, not a curated record. Gene Ontology annotation, molecular function: RNA helicase activity; nucleic acid binding; ATP binding. Gene Ontology annotation, biological process: maturation of LSU-rRNA from tricistronic rRNA transcript (SSU-rRNA, 5.8S rRNA, LSU-rRNA). Gene Ontology annotation, cellular component: nucleolus. The coding region runs from base 1 to 1374 and encodes 457 amino acids. The transcript is spliced from 5 exons. Lineage: Eukaryota; Bigyra; Opalinata; Blastocystidae.
AUGACCACGAUCCAAUCCAAAGCGAUUCCCGUGCUUCUCGCCGGCAAGGACGUUCUCGGAGCGGCCAAAACAGGUUCCGGCAAGACGCUGGCGUUCGUGAUCCCGGUGAUCGAGCUGCUGUCGCGUCUGAAAUGGAAGCAGCGACAAGGCACGGGCGCGAUUAUCAUCACGCCGACGCGCGAAUUGGCGAUGCAGAUCUUCGGCGUCGUGACGGACCUGGCGUCUGCGCACGGAUUGACGCACGGCAUCGUGAUGGGCGGCGCGAAUCGGAAGAGCGAGGCCUCGAAGCUGGUGAAGGGCAUUUCGAUUCUGAUCGCCACGCCGGGCCGUUUGCUGGACCAUCUGCAGAACACGAAGGGCUUCAACUUCGAAAACCUGCAGUGUUUGGUGAUCGACGAAGCGGACCGCAUUCUGCAGAUCGGAUUCGAGGAGGACAUGAAGGCCAUCAUGCGUCUCCUCCCCAAGAAGCGCCAGACCAUGCUGUUCUCCGCCACGCAGGACAAGAACGUGCAGGGCUUGGCGAAGCUCUCGCUGUCGGACAAUCCCGUGUAUAUCGGCGUGCACGACGCCUGCGAAGAAGCGACGGUGAGUCGGUUGGAGCAGGGCUACGUGGUGUGCGGGUCCGACCAGCGCUUCCUGCUGCUCUAUACCUUCCUCAAGAAGAACAUCCAGAAGAAGAAGAUCAUGGUCUUCUUCUCGAGCUGCAAUUCGGUGCAGUUCCACGCGGAGCUGCUGAACUACAUCGACAUCCCGGUCAUGUGCAUCCACGGAAAGCAGAAGCAGCAGCGCCGCUCCGCGGUCUUCUUCGAGUUCGUCAACGCCAAGACCGGCGUGCUGCUCUGCACGGACGUCGCGGCGCGCGGCCUGGACAUCCCCGCAGUGGACUGGAUCAUCCAGUACGACCCGCCAGACGAUCCCAAGGAGUACAUUCACCGUGUGGGACGAACGGCGCGAGGCAAGGAAGGCGUGGGCCGCGCCUUGCUGUUUUUGCUGCCGUCGGAAACGAUGUUCUUGGCGUAUCUGCGUGCAGCGAAAGUGAUGAUGAACGAGUACGUGUUUCCGAAGAAUAAAGUGGCGAAUAUCCAGAGCCAACUGCUGAAGCUGAUGUCGCGGAAUUUCUAUUUGCAUAAGGCGGGGAGAGAGGCGUUCCGAUCGUACAUCAUGGCGUAUGCGAGCCAUUCGUUGAAGAAUAUCUUUAAUGUGAAUCAGCUGGAUUUGAAGGAGGUGGCGAUGGGCUUCGGGUUUGAAGUGCCGCCGAAGAUUAAUCUGUCGUUUGUGAAGAACAGCGGGAAGAACACGCGGGAGAAGCAGAUGAAGGGAAAGGGAGCGCAGCCGAAGAGACAGAAGAUGGACGACAGGCAGUUUAGUCGAUAA